GACACGAGGAAUCAUAUAAUCCUUCUUUGGAGUAUAUUCCCAUGCAAGAAGAGAUCAAUUCUUAUCAGCUGAUGUCUGAGGAAGACCGCCCAAAAUUUAUACCUAAAAGGUUCACAUCUUUGAGAAGCAUCACGGCUUAUGAGAAUGCUUUGAAGGACUCUUUUGAGCGCUGUUUGGAUCUGUAUUUGUGUCCAAGAGUUAGGAAAAAGCGGAUUAACAUUGAUCCUGAAUCUUUAAAGCCGAAGUUACCAAGCCGAAAAGAUCUAAGGCCUUACCCAAUGACAUGCUAUCUUGAGUACAGAGGUCAUAAGGGUGCAGUUUUGUCAAUAUCUACUCAUUCUUCAGGACAGUGGAUUGCUUCAGGUUCAACUGAUGGAAGUAUUCGUAUUUGGGAAGUGGAGACUGGUAGAUGUCUUAGAGUCUGGGAGGUUGGAGAAGCUGUUCAGCAUGUCGCUUGGAACCCUUUGCCUGAGCUUCCCAUCGUGGCAGUUUCUAGGGGACAGGAUGUACUCAUCUUAAAUUCUGGACUUGGGAAUGAGGAAGAACAGAAAAAGAUUAAGGAGCUUUUGCAUGUCGAGAAUCCUAAAGCACCUGAUGAACCUGGUAAUGAUGCACUUGUGAGCUGGCUUCAAGAUGACAAGCAUGAGGGAAUUAGGCUAAAACAUUUUAAG
This is a messenger RNA of Carica papaya (papaya), 671 nucleotides long. The record is from RefSeq and is a predicted model, not a curated record. Lineage: Eukaryota; Viridiplantae; Streptophyta; Magnoliopsida; Brassicales; Caricaceae.